Molecule: messenger RNA, 2154 nt
Organism: Cyphellophora attinorum
Lineage: Eukaryota; Fungi; Ascomycota; Eurotiomycetes; Chaetothyriales; Cyphellophoraceae
Exons: 4
Coding region: 1-2154 (717 amino acids)
Source: RefSeq, a predicted model, not a curated record
AUGCCGGAGCAACAGCAUUCGUCCUCGUCAGAUCAAGUACUCCCGUUGGAUCUCAAGGAACGGCUGGUGACCAGAUUCGUCCAGGAUGCAAUUAUCAGAGCAGCUGUCGACCAAGCAGCUUUCGAAAUCCACGACAGCGGCGUCUUCGCUCUGUUCGGCUUACAGUUCUCCUUCUUGGUCUAUGAUGCCGACGCUCGUGCUCUCUUCUGUCCCAAGGAUGGCAGUGUCUUCCCUAAGCCACGCAAUCUGGGCAGUGUAGACGACGUUGCAGCGAUUCUGCGGGCAUUUCACACCCGCCUCACGACCGCAGAACCCCGGACAGGCGUUCUAGCAGCAGAUCCCUCAUCGACUCCCGGAUCCCUCAAUGUACAUGCGCCAGCCAUUUUUGAGGCGGCACGCCAGGGGCCUUGGUCUACAGCAGGGAUGCGGCGGCCCAUGGACCCAUUUGUAGCGUCCAUACUCCCGUGUCCCGUCUUGAAACGGCUUGAAGAGCUCACCAUAUCGAGAGAGGAGCUCGCACAUGAGCCCCGUCCUGAAGCCGGGCCAUUGGCUGCGCUUAAGCAUGUCCUCGAACGCGCCGGCAAGGACUCGGUCUUUACAUGUGGUGGUACCUUUCGCAGCGACAUCCUGCAGCUGAGGUUCGACCGUCCGGAUGGCUCACCAGACAGGGUCACUCUACCCGUUCGCAAAACAAUGCAGUCUGACGAAGACGCACUCGACAGGUUGCUCGCAUCUUGUGAACCAGCCACUUUUGGCUAUCAAGGUCAAGAUAUAUUGGACAACGAGUAUCGCAAAGCGCUCAAACUCGAGCCUUCCAGAUUUUGCAUCGACUUCCACCCGGCAGACCACGGCAUCCUUCAGACUAUUGCUGACACCAUGCUGAGACUACGCACAGGAUCUUACAGUCUCAGCGCUGUUUUGUACAAGCUGAACAUUUACGAAACCUCUGGAAGAUUCAAGGCCCACGUCGACACUCCCCGUUCCGAGUCACAAUUGGCCUCGUUGGUUAUUUGUCUGCCAGUGGAACACACAGGGGGACAGUUGGCUGUGCGCCAUGCUGGAGAGGAGGUCAUUUAUGAUUGGGGACAAGACCCGGGAAGACUUCAGUGGGCGGCCUUCUUCUCCGACUGCGAGCACGAAGUGUUGGAAGUCCAGAGCGGCAAUCGUAUCACACUCAUAUACAACCUUUAUGUUGUGCCGAACGAAGUCAGAGAUCAAAGCUUGGACCUGGAAACACUUCCCGUAUGCCGAUCGAUCAAGAGUGCGCUAUGUGAUCCCAGAGUGCUCCCAAAUGGUGGGCUCAUGGGCUUCCACUGCCACCAUGCAUAUGCAAGGCACCGAAAAAGCUCAUCGCUCGACGUCUUGGCAUGCUUGAAGGGUGUGGACCGACAGGUAUUCUUGGCUUUCCGACAAGCAGGAAUCGGUGUCGGCAUAGCGCCUGUCUUGUCACAGAUCGAUAUGCAGGCUAUGGUCAACGAGCGCCUCACGAGUGGAGAAGGGCAAGACUACUACUACUGCGACUCCGACGUGGAAGAUGACGAAGACCAAGUGCUCAAACCUAGAUGGUCCGAGCAAUUCGAGCAAUUGUUGGACCGCGUUCAAGAUUCACCUGGCACAUUUGAGAUAGUCUAUAAAGAUGUGGAAAAUAUGCGUGGUACUGGUUUCAACACAUUUGAAGAACGAUUGACUUACACCCUCUACACUCGCCGGAUAAGAGGCCUCAAAUCUUCUCUUCUGGAACUCGACCUCGAAAAUGCGGCCAAAGCUGGUGAGGCUCUAGGAAGCGCCUCUGAUCGAAUUGGACUUGCCCAGGGCUGUUUGGGAAACGUGCAAAUUCCGAGUCACGAAGUGCGCGAGGGCGACGAUGAGGAGGACGAGCUCUUCGAGUACUGGCCCAGAGUACCUGGUAUCAAAUGGCUGAACAAGCAAGACGGUCGUGAUAGCGAGCUUGCGAUGGCGUACAUGAAGUACGGCAAUCAAUCCGAGCUCGAACAUCACUACGCGUCGAUCGCGAUCAUUGCUCGUGUGCCACCAUAUGGGACGGCACAACGGCCAGCAUCGGUCGAUGUCGCUACAGAGGCACCGACGACGUCAGGCCUCGACGACGAGGACAUGCAUCGACGCAUUGUGUCCGACGCAUUCGAUGCAAAAUGA